This is a messenger RNA of Hevea brasiliensis (rubber tree), 1074 nucleotides long. RefSeq lists its product as uncharacterized. The record is from RefSeq and is a predicted model, not a curated record. Bases 198 to 809 code for a protein of 203 amino acids. NCBI's taxonomy places the organism in Eukaryota, Viridiplantae, Streptophyta, Magnoliopsida, Malpighiales, Euphorbiaceae. Gene Ontology annotation, cellular component: nucleus. The transcript is spliced from 8 exons. Gene Ontology annotation, biological process: protein import into nucleus. Gene Ontology annotation, molecular function: small GTPase binding; guanyl-nucleotide exchange factor activity.
UUUUGUUUCCCAUCUUACCCCUAGUCUUUCGAGGAUGCGUGGCGUCGUACAUACGCGCCAAACAACUUCCCUGCAUAAACCCACACGCAGACCGCGAAGUUUCGAAACUCCAUUAGAACUGCAAAAUUCCCUCUUCAACUCUCGCUCGUUUCAGUUGUAAAGGACGAGAUUCCUGGUUUCGGAUUUUAUCUGCUAAAAUGCCGGAAGAUUUUUAUGCGGAGCGCUCAUUGUUUGGAGGUGCGAUUGUUAGCACCUUCCCUCUUAGGUUUCAGGAUGUGAGCAAUGUUCGACAAGUUCCUGAUCAUCAGGAGGUAUUUGUGGAUCCUGCUCGUGAUGAAAGCUUGAUCUUUGAGCUCUUAGAUUUUAAGCGUGAUGUUGGAGAUAAUGGAAGUGCCACCUGGUUUCUUCAAGACCUUGCUACUGAACAAGAUGCUGAAGGGUGCACACUGAUUGAGCACUCAGGAGUAGUUGAGGCCCCUGGUUUGCAUUACAGGAAUAUUCCUUCUGUUGUUACCACUGCUGUCAGCCAAAUGGCAAUUUCUAAGGGACGACAAGGAAGAGAAGCACAAAAUGUUGUAAAAAUUUAUUUGGCAAAUUUACGCCUUAAGGGAGUUACUACAGAUGUGCUAAUAACUGCAUAUGAACCGGUCUUAAUAAAUCCUUUGAGUGAAAGUGCAAGCACAGUUGGUGCUGGUUUGGCAGUUCCUGCUGCACAAUCUGGAUUUUUGCCGAUGGCUGAGGUCUUUAAGCUUGCUGUCUCUACCUUCAAAGUUAAUGACUGGAACCUUUUUGGUAGCUCUGCUGUAUAAGAUGUGUUCACCACAUAGUUUUGAUGAAGAAAAAAAAAAGUUUAGACGAGAAUUCUUGAGUAGUUUUCAUCAUUUUUUCCAAUUUCAGAGCAUUUAGUCUUUUCUUGUUUAGCUGAAUUAUUGUCCGUUUCAUGUGGCAUAAGCAGGUGUUUUGAUUGUUGCAUUCCAUCUGUAGCUAUUUUAAAUGCGUUGUAACCUGUGAUCUUGUAUCAACUGCAAAGUUAUUUACCGGACAAUGUAAUGAAUAUCAUUACUUUGCAUGAAA